Messenger RNA from Thalassophryne amazonica, 516 nucleotides. RefSeq names its product ctenidin-3. The transcript is spliced from 4 exons. The coding region runs from base 134 to 385 and encodes 83 amino acids. NCBI's taxonomy places the organism in Eukaryota, Metazoa, Chordata, Actinopteri, Batrachoidiformes, Batrachoididae. The record is from RefSeq and is a predicted model, not a curated record.
AGAGAUCCACAUUCUUCGUGUCCUGUGUGCCUUAUAAAUAGAGAGCGAAGACACAGCGCGAAGACUCUGAGCACACAGAGAUUUCUCAUUUCUGCACAAAGUUUGUUUGUAGGGGGACGACACAUCAACCAAAAUGAGUGACGGCAAAGAAGAAAAGGGCAAAGGAGGAGGCAGAAGGAAAUGUGAUGAUGAGGACAAAGGGCAUGAAUGGGGAGAAUGCCAAGGAGGUGAAGGAGGCCAAGGAGGCGGGCAAGGAGGCCAAGGAGGCGGGCAAGGAGGCCAAGGAGGCGGGCGAGGAGGCCACGGAGGCGGGCGAGGAGGCCACGGUCACGGUCAUGGUCACGGUCACGAACAUGGUCAAGGAAAAGGCAAAUCAGACCACUGAGAACGCAGGCGAUGAAGUUCUUCAGAAUAAAAAAAAAAUUCCAUGAUUUACUUUACUGUUGCAACAAAACAAAAAGUUCCUUUUGGUAAAAUCAGUUCUGUGAAGCACAAAUAAAAUCACUCAGAAAAACA